This is a messenger RNA of Benincasa hispida (wax gourd), 593 nucleotides long. RefSeq names its product protein yippee-like At5g53940. The record is from RefSeq and is a predicted model, not a curated record. NCBI's taxonomy places the organism in Eukaryota, Viridiplantae, Streptophyta, Magnoliopsida, Cucurbitales, Cucurbitaceae.
GAGAGGGUGAUGAAUUUUAUGAGAGCAGCUUAGUUACGUCUUCAAUUUGGGAUUCUAGGGUUUUAAUGGGUAGGGUUUUUCUCGUUGAAUUGGAAGGCAGGUCUUACCGAUGCCGAUUCUGUAACAACAAUGUUGCUCUUGCCGAUGACGUUCUCUCUCGGACUUUCAAUUGCAGUCAAGGGAAGGCAUAUCUUUUCAGCAAUGUAGUGAAUAUAACAUCUGGACCCAAGGAGGAGAGGCUGAUGCUUUCUGGUAUGCACACUGUGGAAGAUAUCUUUUGUUGCUGUUGUGGACAAAUUCUUGGAUGGAAAUAUGUAACUACACACGACAAAUACCAAAGGUACAAGGAAGGGAAGUUUGUUCUUGAGAGAUGGACAAUAGUUGAAGAGAUGAUGGAAGACUUAAAUGGAGAUGCUCAUACUGGUCCAAGCGAUAUGGAAAAUCCUUAGUGAGUUUCAACCAUAUUCUCUCAGAAUAAGGAAAUUAAAGCGUACAUGUCAAAAGUGUUGUAUCUAAAAAUAAUUCUAGCGGCUGUAGAACUACUAUUGUAAGUGCAUGACCAUAAUCUAUAAUAUCAUAAGCUUUUUCUAGAA